CUAAAGAGUACAGUUUGUUAUUCUAUUUUCUAGAUUCUAGAAUUUGAGAUUUAACCAAGUGAAAUAAAACAAGAAUGCCUAAGAGUAAGGGAGGGAAGAAGAAGCGUAUGGGUGGUAUUCUAGCAGGAAGAAUAGGCAAGGUCAAAGGCGACAAAGGAUACAAUGGGAGAGGUCUACUACCAAUCGAUUGGUCUCAGGUAGAAUUGACGACCAUCCCAAGGGAUCUCUACAAGGAACAUACCAAAACAGCUUCCCGAUCGUACGAAGAGAUCCAAAACUAUCGUAAAAGCAAUGAAAUCACUGUCAAGAACCCUUGUCCCAAUCCAAUUCUAUCGUUUGACGAGGUACAGUUCCCCGACCACUGUAUGGCCGAGAUACGCCGGCAACAGUACUCGGUGCCCACUCCAAUUCAGGCCCAAGCCUGGCCGAUAGCCCUGAGCGGUGUGAACAUGGUUGGGAUUGCAAAGACCGGCUCCGGGAAGACGUUGGCUUUCUUGUUGCCUGCCAUUGUUCAAAUCCACGCUCAGGAACCUGUGAGGCCUGGCGAUGGUCCGGUGGCGCUCGUUUUGGCGCCCACUCGGGAGUUAGCGCAACAAAUUCAGACUGUGGCUGAUCAGUUUGGUUUGGAGGGGCGUGUGAGGAACACUUGCGCCUAUGGAGGAAGUAAAAAGCCGCGUCAAGCUGCAAAGCUUCAGAAUGGUGUCGAAAUCGUCAUCGCAACUCCUGGACGUCUCAUCGAUUUUCUGCAGGAAAAAACCACCAAUUUGGCUCGCUGCACAUUCCUUGUUCUGGACGAAGCUGACCGGAUGCUGGACAUGGGCUUUGAGCCUCAAAUCAGGCGAAUAAUGAGUCAGAUUCGUCCCGAUCGUCAGAUCCUCAUGUUUAGUGCCACAUGGCCAAAGGAGGUCCGGCAAUUGGCAGAGGAUUUCCUCGGCAACUACAUGCAAAUCAACAUUGGAUCCCUUGGCUUGUCGGCCAACCAUAACAUAAAGCAACAUGUUGAAGUGGUCAAUGAGAUAGACAAGGAAGGCAGGCUUAGUCAGCUUCUGGCUGAAAUCUACGAAAAGGACAGAAAUCCGGGAAAAAUAAUCAUUUUUGGGGGCACAAAGAAGAGAGUGGACAGAGUAUGCAAGAAAAUAGCUGCAUGUGAACUGAAUUGUCGAGCCAUCCAUGGAAGCAAAGCACAGACAGAGCGCGAUCUUACGUUGAACUCCUUCAGACAAGGUAAACUCAACAUCCUAGUGGCUACGGACGUGGCUGGUCGUGGUUUAGACGUUGAUGGCAUAAAAUACGUAAUAAACUAUGACUUUCCGCAAUCGUCCGAGGAUUAUGUCCAUCGGAUUGGACGUACAGGACGCAAGGACGCUACUGGCACCGCCUACACUUUCUUUAGCAAGAAGAACGUCAAGAGCGCAAAUGAUCUCAUUAAGGUAUUGCGCGAAUCAAAUCAAGAAGUGUGUCCGGAACUUUUGGCACUGGCGGCUGGAGGAGUGAGAGCCGCGUUGGAGGAAAUCAAUCCUAAGAAAAUAAUUGGUCUCAUUCCAAAGCGUAAAGUUGGCAUUGGUUUCGGCGCUGGGGGCCGCGAGAUAAGUAGGCGCUUAAGAAAACGAAUGGCUGCUGAAAUGAGCGGAUCCAAAGCUGGGAACCUGACCAUGACUAUAGACAACAGAAGACCCGGAUCCUCUAAUGGAGAAUCGGAAGAUGUAGGUUUUGGAGGCAGAGGUGGUGGUACAGGAUUUGGGUCUGCUGCUCCUGUUGAAAGUGCCAUGUCCCGACCUAGUGCGUCCUUCGGUGCAAGAGGUGGCGGCUCGGGAUUUGGGUCUGUGGCUCCUGUUGAAAGUGAUAUGUCCCGAUCUAGCGCAUCCUUCGUUGCAAGAGGUGGCGGCUCAGGAUUUGGGUCUGCGGCUCCUGUUGAAAGUGCCAUGUCCCGAACUAGUGCGUCCUUCGGUGCAAGAGGUGGCGGCUCAGGAUUUGGGUCUGCGGCUCCUGUUGAAAGUGCCAUGUCCCGGAAUAGUGCGUCCUUCGGUGCAAGAGGUGGCGGCUCGGGAUUUGGGUCUGCGGCUCCUGUUGAAAGAGCCAUGUCCCGGAAUAGUGCGUCCUUCGGUGCAAGAGGUGGCGGCUCGGGAUUUGGGUCUGCGGCUCCUGUUGAAAGUGAUAUGUCCCGAUCUAGCGCAUCCUUCGUUGCAAGAGGUGGCGGCUCAGGAUUUGGGUCUGCGGCUCCUGUUGAAAGUGCUAUGUCCCGAUCUAGUGCAUCCUUCGUUGCAAGAGGUGGUGGUUCAGGAUUUGGGUCUGAUGCUCCUAUUGAAAGUGCCAUGUCCCGAACUAGUGCAUCCUUUGGUGCAAGAGGUGGAGGCUCAGGAUUUGGGUCUACUGCUCCUUCUGAAAGUGGCACGGCCCAUAAUAGUGCAUCCUUUAGUGCAAGGGGUGGCAGCUCAGGAUUUAGCACUGCGCCUUCGGGUGGAAGUGGUAGUACUGCUUUCAGUGCAAGAGGUGGCGGCUCAGGAUUCGGGUCAGCACAACCCAGUUCUAGGGACGCUGCUCCCAGAUCAGACUACCGCAACGUAUCCCCUAGAAGGGGAAGCGGAUUUGAAAGUAGAGGCGGUGGCAAUGGGUUUGGCGACCGAGGAAACGGUAGAGCUAUGAGCAUUGAAAACGACAGAUCAGGUUCAGGUUUUGCAUCCAGAGGAAAUGGCAUGGGCUUCGGUGAAGUUGAAAGCAUGAACGAACCAAAACAGCCAGAACUAUCAUUGGACAAUGAAAUCAUAAACACCAUAUUGGCAGCAGUAAAUGCCAAAGGGGGAGUAUCCAAGGCCAUCCUGGAUCUUAAAGGAGGUGGAGGUUCUCACAGUCGGGGAGGUCCAUCAAGUUUUGGUGACGGAGAUGAGGCGUUUGGUCGCAACGUCGAUGGGGAAUUCGGCCGAGAACGACGAAGAAAUGACGACAAUCUCGGAGGCAAUGUCGACCGUGGCUUCGGUGGUCGCGAUAGGGACAGUUUCAGCUAUAAAGGCGAUGGCGGAUACGGUGGUAGAGAUGACGAUUUUAACAGGCGGGACGGCGAAAGAUUCCGUCAGGGUGACAACGAUGGAUUCGACAUCAAGCAUGGCGGUAGCUCUGUGGACAGAGACGACUUUAGGAGGAGAAAUGACAGCGCCUUUGGAGGGGGACGAAACGAAGCGUUCGGAAUGUCAGACGAUGGUGAUUACGGGAGAUUCAAUAACCGCGAAGACGGUGGAUUUGGGGCAGGCGGCGACAGUGGCAUCGGAAGCCGGUAUGAAGGUGGAUUCGGCGGUAGAGGUGACGGUGGUAUUCGUAAUAGGCAAGAAGGAAUUGGUAACCGUGGUGAGGGUGGUUUCGGCUACAGAGGCGAUGGCGGCUUCAGCGAGAGAGCCAACAGAAGUGAGAUGACAUACGGUGGCUCUCAUCGACAGAGUGAUAUAUUUUCCCGAAGAGUUGAGAAUCCGAGACCAACGGAAAACUUUGGUGAUUUCGAAAGGAACGAGCGCUACAGUAGUUUUAAUGAUCGUGGAAUGAGUUCACGGUAUGGCAGAUAUUAAUUUAAAACAAAAAAAUAAUAAUUAAAUGAAUGCUACAUAGAUAUAUAUUUAAAAUAUACUUUAAUGAAUUAAAUUCCAUCAUUCUUUAUAUUGCAUCACAUUUGGAGUUCUAGAAUUGUUUUGAGAUGCGAUUUUGAAGUUUUAUUGCUAUAAUAUAAAAAAUGUGCGCUAAGUCUUUGAAUUACUAAAAAUGAUAAUUUAAUAAACUAAACAGGUUUUAACUGUUAAUUA
This is a messenger RNA of Eupeodes corollae, 3785 nucleotides long. RefSeq names its product probable ATP-dependent RNA helicase DDX17. Bases 75 to 3554 code for a protein of 1159 amino acids. Gene Ontology annotation, cellular component: nucleus; cytoplasm; ribonucleoprotein complex. The record is from RefSeq and is a predicted model, not a curated record. NCBI's taxonomy places the organism in Eukaryota, Metazoa, Arthropoda, Insecta, Diptera, Syrphidae. Gene Ontology annotation, molecular function: RNA helicase activity; ATP binding; RNA binding. The transcript is spliced from 2 exons.